UCCCUUCUACGGAUGCUGCAGUAAAGUUGGCCGCGCGUGCGCACACACUGUCUUCUUUUUUUUCUUGGAAGCACCGCUGACCCAUCGCACCAUGUCAGAUCCCGAUCUUGACUUCACGGUUGGCGAGUCUGGCGCCUCCGCCACCUACCCCAUGCAGUGCUCUGCUCUGCGUAAGAACGGGUACGUGGUGCUGAAGGGACACCCCUGCAAAAUCGUGGAGAUGUCAACCUCCAAGACCGGCAAGCACGGACAUGCCAAGGUAAACAUGGUUGGUAUCGACAUCUUCACCAACAAGAAGCAUGAAGAUAUGUGCCCCUCCACCCACAACAUGGAUGUUCCCUCCAUCAAGAGGCUGGAUUACCAGCUUGUUAACAUCAAUGACGGCUACAUGUGCCUGAUGAGCGACACCGGUGACAUCAGGGAGGACCUUCGUGUCCCCGACAGCGAAAUCGGCAGAGAAAUUGAGGGAAAGUUUGAGGCUGGUGACGAAUUUGUGGUCACCGUCAUCGCUGCAAUGGGAGAGGAAUGUGCUGUCGCUACCAAGGUCUUGGCCAGCAAAUAAGGAGACGGACUUGGCUUCCCAGGCAACAAGCUCCACCCACAACCGGUCUCUUGCAUUCUCAUUGGUUCUGUCACCAAAGCGUCGGCCUUCACAGACAACCUCAAUCAUACUGUUGUGAUUUCCCAUCAUUUUAUUCCCAAUUAUCCUCCCCCGUCCUUCUCCCUUUUCUUUUCUUUCUUCAUUUCUCUUUCCCAUUUGCUGUUUGGGGGUAAAGUCCCACCGCAGCUCGCUGCGUGGUCCUCUGCUCUGAUCAUCGAGGUUUUGUUGGGUAACAAUCUACUUUAUAUAUAAAAAACGACUUCAAAAAAUAAUGAUCAGUUGCUCAUUCCUGCUUUAUUUUUUGCCUUCAAAGUGUUGGUUUCGCCACUCACAUUCCUGAAUGUUUUAAUAACAACGGGAUUCAGCUUUUGUAUGAUUAUUUUCUUUUUUUAAUAUAUAUAUUCUUGAAUAUAGCGGGUGUAAAGCCUUUUAGAAGCAAGGGGAGGGGAGGGGGUGAAGUUCUUGAGUUGUUAAGGCAGUGGGAGGGAUGCUGGUCCCUGUAGAUUUUUAAUUCUGGUUUAGGCCGUCCCUCUAGCAGCCAGACCGCUUUCCAGCAUGGCCUCUGCUCCGGUCCCCGCGGGGCUCGACGAGCCGCGUUGUCCUUCCCCCUAACUGCUGGGAUUGGUGGUGGCGAGCACUUAUGAGCACUUGAGGUCCACCCCAGCAUGUCAAAGCUCUGAAACCAAGAAAAGAGAAGUGUUUUUGUUUGUUUUUUCCUUCCCCCCACCCCCCUCUCUCUCCUUUUAAGAAGAACAGAAACAAAGAAACAAACUUCAGUGAUUUUUACCCCUCGUGAUGCCAGUCUCUUGUUAAUGUAGAUGCCGGAGGGGGGUGUGUGUGUGUGUGUGUGCACGCACGCUCGCACCCCUUGUCCACCGGGGUGGUCGAGGGCUCGCCCCGCUGCCCCCUGGCCACCCCCUUCCCCCCUCCUCCUCCUCCCCCCCCCAAAUACAAAAGGAGUGUAAUUUGUUUUGAGAGGCAUGAGUGUGUACAGGUGUGGGCCUCCGAAAAUGUGGGAGGCGGUUUGCAGUCAGGCGUGUUUCUUCCUUUUUGAGGGACUCGAUCGGGUCGGGGAGGGUAAUAGAGUUGCAAACCUUUUUGUUCACUCGAGGCCUUUGUCACCUGACUGGAGAUGGCAAAAAAAAUUAAUAAAAACCAUGAAACAAAUGGACAAAAAAUGCAAA
Molecule: messenger RNA, 1785 nt
Organism: Cyclopterus lumpus (lumpfish)
Lineage: Eukaryota; Metazoa; Chordata; Actinopteri; Perciformes; Cyclopteridae
Gene: eif5a
Product: eukaryotic translation initiation factor 5A
Exons: 5
Coding region: 92-562 (156 amino acids)
Biological process (GO): positive regulation of translational elongation; positive regulation of translational termination
Molecular function (GO): RNA binding; ribosome binding; translation elongation factor activity
Source: RefSeq, a predicted model, not a curated record